AUGUGGCAACUUUCCUUUCCUGCGACUCAAACCUUAGCAACUCAAUUAUCACAAGAUACACGGACAUUGAAACAGAUGCUGCUCGAAAAGUGUGCUGAUUGGCAUUCACCAAUACCUGAAAUGAUCGAAAGAACACAACUCGAUCUGCUUAUGGGAAUACCAGCAUUUGAUAGAGAUCCAGUGCCGAUUUCAGAACCAAAAUUGAACGGUAUUCAGAUUGCACUUGUCGGUGAUGCUGCUCAUCCAAUGUCUCCUUUCAAAGGUCAAGGUGCCAAUCAAGCCCUACUGGAUGCUGUUGAACUAGUAGACAUUAUCGCACAGAACAAUCAAGAUUUACAUUCAUCAAUCAGCCAAUAUGAAGAUCGAAUGCUACAACGUGUCUACACAAAGGUUAUGCAGUCCCGAGAACGUGUUACAAGCUUUCAUAGACCAGAAGCACUUUCAACAGAGAAUUUUCUAUAUCGUGGUGUUGAUGAAGGAUUCAUAAAAAGACUGAAUAGCCUAAAAAUAAAUACCCAUUGGAAUGAUCCAAAAGUAUCCAUCGAACAAGCCAUAAUUGACCAAAUAAAUGGUAAAUUAAAAACUGUUUUUAUUUAUGUUACUUAG
Molecule: messenger RNA, 606 nt
Organism: Rotaria sordida
Lineage: Eukaryota; Metazoa; Rotifera; Eurotatoria; Philodinida; Philodinidae
Source: the annotation of a GenBank genome assembly